This is a messenger RNA of Athalia rosae (coleseed sawfly), 6187 nucleotides long. RefSeq names its product neuronal calcium sensor 2. NCBI's taxonomy places the organism in Eukaryota, Metazoa, Arthropoda, Insecta, Hymenoptera, Athaliidae. Bases 759 to 1319 code for a protein of 186 amino acids. The transcript has 5 exons. Gene Ontology annotation, molecular function: calcium ion binding. The record is from RefSeq and is a predicted model, not a curated record.
GGAGCUUCGCGGUAUUCAGCACGCAGGAUCCGUGCCUCCGGUGACGGCGAGCCGGGCGCGCGCGACCCUGGAGAUACUCGGCGGGGACACAACGGGGAGUCGGCGUCACACCGUUGCGAUGCUAGUAGCCCGCUUGCUCUCGUACGAACGGAACACAGCGUCGCUAUAUCGCCUCCAGCCUCAGUUUUAACAAUCAAUGCGAAAUCGACUAAUUUCAACAACGGGGUAAUUAAAAUUCAGGAGUCCGGUAGUCGGGUGUUGGAACAAGUGAAUCGAUAAUUAACGGUUGGAGAAAUUGUCGAAUGAAGGAUUUCAAACGUCGGCUAUCAAUGGCACGUCCGGACAACGGAACUAGUGGAAUCGUCGUCAGCCGAGGUGUAGCGAGAGCGUGAUACGAAUCUAUUGAGAUAAGUUUGCAGAAAUCCGACUAGUGGAUGUUGGCAUUGCAUCGAGGAUAACUUCGUUUUAUAGUGGUAAAACCAUUUCCCCGUUACCUUCGAGAAGAUCGAAUUUCGGCUGCGCUAUUUCCUACCCAGGGAUCAGUGUUCAUUUGCAACGUGUGUAAAGUGUACGUUAUAAUUACUGGAGCUUAAACUAUUCGACAACGUUCGUCGUAUUGUAUGGUAUUCGGCGUGAGGUACUAGUGCGCGAAGCUAGGAGGUGGGCUCCGGGACAUAAUCUCGGGGAACUUGUUUCAUCGGUGGUCCUGCCACAAGUACGUACGAGCCAAGCUGUUUUCCACUGCCAUAGUUUGAAAAAUGGGGUGCUUCGGAAGCAAAGAUAAACUGAGUAAAGAGGACAUGGAUUUCCUCCAGUCACACACGAGGUACGACGAGGCCACUAUCAAGGAAUGGUACAAAGGAUUUAAGCAAGAUUGUCCCAACGGGAGGUUGACACCGGCCAAGUUCGUCGACAUGUACAAAAUGUUUUUCCCCUCGGGUAACGCCGAAGAAUUCUGCGAUCACGUCUUCCGCACAUUCGACAUGGACAAGAAUGGCUACAUCGAUUUCAAAGAGUUCUUGCUGGCGAUCGACGUAACAUCCAGCGGGACGCCGGAAGAAAAAUUGAAGUGGGCCUUCCGAAUGUACGAUGUUGACGGUAACGGUGUCAUCGACAUCCAGGAAAUGACGAAGAUUGUACAGGCAAUUUACGACAUGCUCGGAGCGUGCUCGAGCAACCGACCGGCUGACAGUGCGGAGGAACGAGCGAAGAAUAUAUUCGCAAAAAUGGACGAAAACAAUGACGGACAGCUAACGCAAGAAGAAUUCUUGAAGGGGUGUCUCCAGGACGAAGAGCUCUCCAAGAUGCUGGCCCCUUAAUCACGUUCCGCAUCAACGAGAUAAGAUAAAGCGCUCCACAAUAUAAUUCCAAUAAUAUUUCAAUUUCAUAAGUCGCUACGUACGAGGCUUGAAUUCAGGCGUACACACGUGUAGGGUGAUUAUUUUUUUUUGGGGAGGGGGUGGGGUGAUGGGGGGGGGGGGGGUGGGGGCGGGAGCCGAUACUUGAAAUCUGACUAUUUGUACAAGUGAUAGAUUUUUCAACAACUGUGCUGUGCUCACGACAGCCGAAAUUACCUCAAUGUCUCAGCUCUUGUGAGUGAAUUUAAAAAAAUUGGUCUACUUUCCUUGUCCCUUCCCCGGAAUUACCUUGUACGUUAGAAAUUCAUCAACGAUCAGAUCCGACGACGUGCUCUGUUCGGACGAUGCAAAAUUGUUCAUUUGUUCGUAUUUAUGUUGGAGAAUUUUUCGCAAGGUUGCUCGCGAUUAAACGAAUGGGCAAUGAAAAUUUGAACAACGGAGAGGCAGGACGGGUUGAUAAAAAAUAACACGUACGUUAACGUCAACGAUGGAUGGACGCGAAUGAAUAUUCCAACUAUCCGACCGCGGAUGAUGAGAUAUCGAAGGUUGUGGGGGACGUUGCCACGUGCCAUUUGUUGUACAAAAUACUCUUAAGCUAGACACGCGUCGUAUUCUAUCUGAAUCCAUUGAUCGGUCGAUGUAUAAUAUUUAUCGAUAGCAAAAGUAGAGUCGAUCAAUUGCGAAUUAUUCGACGAUCGUUCAUUAUCUUGUAAGAUCGCAUUUGUUUCCAGCCUCCAAGCUGCUGAAUUCACGUAUAAAACUCUCUACGUAAGUACGUACAUGCAACUGCAUUUACGAGGACACGGAUCAUGGUGUUCACUAUAUCAUAAGGCUUUGACAAUUACAUCGAUUCCAGUCGAUUACUUAGUAAACCUAAUUGAAAUAUAUUACACUUAAAGGUACAUUCCAUAGAUUGGCGAAUGGAUAAUUAACGCGGGGAUAUAUUCUGCGAACGACUAGCGACCGAAGCGAUUUUGUACAACUCGUUCGCAAGCGGUGCUUCGUGAAAAUGAAAAUUCGUGGGUCAACGGAUUUUUUUGUAUCAGAAAUCAAUCGGUGUUUAUUAACCUUACGCGAUAAUUAAAUGAUUCAAACGUGAAAUGGGAUCUCCGUUUCGACCAUUAAUUUUACGAUCGAAAAAUAUUUCAACUCCCCAAAUUCGAUAUGGAAUUUCGCCGCGUCGCAGCAAUCAAUUCUAAAUAAAGGCCCCCGACCUCGGUCACUUUUCACGUAGGUAUUCUCGAUCUUCAUUCUUAACCAGCAUUCGAAUCUGAUAGAUAUCACAUUCGUCCUCAUCGUACCUCUACGCGAUCUGUAGCUUUUUCAUUUUCACCUUAGUGGAAACGAGUCACCGGGGUGGCAUUUUCGACGCUCCGCAGUUGUCGCAUAAUAUACCCUCGGUCGUACUUAAUAAUAUCUCGAUGUCAAGCACAAAGCUUCUCGCGCUUGCAAAAUUUCUUGAUAUCAUUCGAUUGUUAGAUUCAGAAGUUUUGCAAUAAAUAUAAUAUGAUACCAAUAAAGUGACGAAGGAGGAAAAUAUAUGCCAGCCGAAUAUUAACGGCUUCGGUAUACAGGGUUAUUCAAUUCAAUCGACGAGGCCCGAUUUUGUUGGAAACAAAGAACGAUGCGAAAAAAGUUCCAUACAAAAGUAACCGGGUUGAAAAAAGAGGUGAAAAGUUUUGAUACCGAAAUUGAUUCAGGUGCAGGCGUCGUCAAGAUCAGGCAAAGAUGACUUCAAUGUUUGAAGUGGGACUCCAUAUUUUUUCUCUCGCCGUCUGACUGACCAAUAAAUUUGGAGUCAACAGAGUACCGAAGUACGAGUGACCUUGAAUAACCCGGCUGCUACCACCGUAUCAACAUUGAGCGGUCGAGCGCCACGAUAUCACGUUCUACGUCGCUGACUCCUCGCAUGUCGAUUCAAAGUCACUUGUUCUUCGGUUCUUUUUAUUCAAAAUGAAUCGGUCCCUCGGACGUCGGAAUAAAAAAUACGGAGCACUGUUUCAAAUACCGAAGUUGCCCUUUGCCUGGCCCUGGCACCGCCACCAGGAUCAAUUUCCGUAUCAGAACUUUCUCCCCCUCUUCGAAUCCGCUAACUUUCGUAUGAAACUUUCUUUUUUCCGUCGUUUUUCGUUUUCGAGGAGUCGGGUCUGAUCGAUUGAAAAAUGAAUAAUGUUGUAUACGUAUGUAUAUUAUAAGAUUCAACCAAACAUAAUAUUAUGUAAGGGGGAUACGAUAUCUGCACACCAGCUAGCAUUUAUAUGUUAUUACGUAUGGUAAAUAAUAAUUAAGUACAGUAUCAUAUACGCAUUAAUAUAGUACGGUAAUUAUUGAAAUAUAAUGUUAUUGAUCAACUGACGAUGGCAUAUGCGAAGUGCAUGUGACAACGAAAAAGAAGUUUGUCAGUUCUAACGAUAAGUAGAAAGACGCACUUCACACGCAUGCAAUUUUCACGUAAUUUGAUAAAGAGAGUUUCACGUGGGCGUGCGACCGCGGAAGGCGACGAUUAUUCGACAGGCAGUCGAGUUACCGAGUGCCAAGAGCUUCGAACCCGACCGUCGCUUUCGAAAGUCUGGUCGAAAUCAUCAGAGCCGCGGAACAUUUGCUCGCCCACAAUUAUUUUAUUAGGCGCUAACGGCCAUGGUUUCCUCGAAAACGAACACUUUUUGUAGCUGGUGAAAUUUUCGACUCACUCUACAGUCUACACACUGUACUUGUAAUAUUAAAUUUUACUUCCUAAUCACUGUAGAGCGGAUAAAAUUAUCAAAGCUCACGUCAUCUGAAAUUCUUAGAAUCUAGACAAGCAUAAGCAAAAACAUAGACUAGUGUCUAUUGUAGUGAUAGCAUUCGACCAAUUGCAUGUUCUGAUUAGGAGAGAAGAAACUAGAUGAAGCAAAAGAUUUGCGAUGCAACGCGAGUUGUCGUCGCCGAUCUCACGACAAUCGAUCAUCGUGCUAUUAAUUAUUAAACGACACGUACCGCGUAUUCGCACGUUGUCCGUGCGCUGGUGAUCCUAUAUGAUGUUUCGAACCGGAUAUGUCAAAGUAGCACAUUAACUAGCGCAACUACAUAUCAUAUCGAAUUGUAUUCAUACCGAAGUGUAUCUUCUAACCGACGACUAAUGUUUUCUUUUUCGCAAGCUAAUUUUACCGUACGAUACGGACGACCGAGUAAAUUUCAACGGAAACCCGUACGUAUGUGAGUACAUCGCAUCUAUGAUUCCAUCCGCCUGGGUCAUGAACUCUCCGGGUCUUUGGUUGCAUCUCCGGUACACUACCUUCGAUCAUUCCUCUUUACAGCUCUUUCACGGCACUGAUACGUUUUUCGAGUUAGAAAUAUAUUCAAUCAAGCCUCGUUUAGCCGAUUAGUUUUCAGAGUUGUAAUUAAUUGUCGCGCACGCUUCUCUUCAGUCUUGUGAAAUUCUCUGCCAAGUUUUGCUAUUCGCACCUGUAAUCAAUAUCGUCGUGGCAAUGAAUUACCAUAAAUAUCGCGUCGACUUAAUUCAGGCGAGAUCGGAACUCAAAAAACUGACGCCGAGAAAAGUGGGUCCCGAUUCAUAGAGAGGGUCGAAUCUCAUCCUUUCUGCGAACGUUGUCGGAGGAUGAGACAAAGUGCAAGGUUGGAUGGACGACGAUUCCUAUGAGGCUUGAUGGUCUGGUAGCGUGAGGCGGACGGGCAACACGCGGGAAAUUUGGCCAAGUUUCCAUUCGACGUGAUAAAAUAUUUCAUAACUGUAACACGUGUCGCAACGGACGUGAUUAUACAGAGUCUCCCGAAUCAAAGGUCGCGCACAAGCUUUCGCGAAUUACGCAUCUUUUGUACACUAUACGUUGUAAAUAAUGUCACACGAUAUAACGUCGGUAGCGUUCACGAGGCGAUAGCCGAUGGUUAUCGUAACCAUGACCGAGUACAACACGAAAUUGCUAACGUAACAACGUACGUUGGUAAGAAAUUUCACAACUUGAAAUCAAUGAGAAACUUUCCCAACGGAUAUCACUCGGCACACCUACCUAUCUGAUAGGGUUGCGCGUCUGAUCAGCGGCCGCAGGACGGCUGCGGGGUCAUCAAAUCGGGAAAUUGUAAAUAAGUCUUGCCACUUUAUCGAUCAGAGGUGCAACCCUACAAGAUUCGGCUUUCAGAAAUCAUUUGGGAUUUGUCAUUCUGGUCAGUAUGUGCGGGAAGUUGCAUUGGUUUUGAAAUUUACGUGCGCUGUAAAUGUGCAAAAGCAACAAAGUGGGAGAAUCGUAUAACGACUGCUACGCUCGGGGGUUUUCCAUGAUUUCAGACUACUCUUGAUCUAAUCCGAACGAAAAUCGGAAAGUACAUAGGUAUACCGACGAAUAACAAAUAAAAUGUCAACGGAACACAAACUAGGGAUUAUGAGAAUUUGAUUCGAUUAAGCAAUGAAUAUUAUACACUCGCAUAUAAAUUUUAUAUGCUUAAUAUAAUAACAUGUAUGAAUUCUGUACUACCAUGUCAUCGUAACGAUUAAUGAGAAAUAUACAGAAUUAUUGUACUCAUAUGGACAGCGAUGGCCAGCUUUACAUGCGUUCGUAUUCUUUGCCAUUGACAUGCUUGCAUAUAUACAAAUAUAUGUAUAGAAACUAUACGUACACAGACGCACACUCACACAAUAUAUAAAUACAUACACGAUACACACAUGUAUAUACGUUUAUGUUGUUUAUAUAUGUUUAUACAAAUACUUUUCGCAUUUGAAUAUGCGUAUACUCCUGUAUACACGUCACUGUCACUGUCACUGUCACCGUUAUCAUCGUCAUCGUCAUCGUCAUCGUCACCAGCAUCAUUAUUAAAAUAAAUCCUUCUAUGCUCUA